Spirodela intermedia is the source of this 3379-nucleotide messenger RNA. Lineage: Eukaryota; Viridiplantae; Streptophyta; Magnoliopsida; Alismatales; Araceae. The record is from the annotation of a GenBank genome assembly.
AUGGAAGAGUUCUUUAUGGGCAGGCUCAUGUGGCCAUUUAUUACAGGUUGAAGGUCUUCAAUGCCAUUCAAUACACCCGGGGAAUAGUGCUCCACUACAGAAAAUUCGAGGGUGACGUCUUUGGCCUCCUCUCUGUACAUGCACACACACUCUCUCCUCUCUCUCUCUCUCUACACUGUACAGUCUUCCUCUCUCUUCUUCCUCGGGGCAACGGUCACGCCCAUGAUUGAGGGAGACGCUGGGUACUGAAUUAUCCGAUUUCCCUGGUUUCGGUUAAUUUUCUUAUAUAUUAAAUACAGAUAAUUAAGAGAGCUCCCGUGAGGAGGCCCAGGAAUUAACACCGCCGCUUCUUCGCUGAAAACCACGGGCCCCUCGCUGCCGGGCAGUAAAUACAGGAGUGGGUCCCGACCCGAGCCGACCCGGAAUGCCGUUGCCGGUGCAACCCCGAACCGGCCACUGGUGACCGUUACCCCAGUCACGUCUCAAUAGAAUCGUGUUUCCCUUGAUCCGUCACCUCCAAACAGGGAGAUUUGGAAAACUGGAUUCCGUGCGGUUCUUCAGGGGAUCCCUUUUUACUGGGUCAAGUCGUCUCACUUUUGGGCCGCCCAAAAACAUCAGGUCACUUUCUAAAGCCCGAUUCUAACACUCGGCCCAAAAAUAAUUCCGGGGAGCCGAUAACGCCCUGCCUUACAACCACUACUGUAACCGACGUCUCCCUCCAAGCCGAUCGGUUGCAGAAGAGAGAGAGAGAGAGAGAGAGAUUCUCGCGUCGGAAGGGCUUCUGUUUCGACAUGUCCAUCCCCAUCUCCAAAUCUCUCAGGCAAGUUGUUCUUCCCUGUUCCUCAUUCAUCAUAGAGCAGUCGUUCGAGAAGUGCUCCCCCCACCCCGGGUCGUAUUGUCCUCGUCGCCUCCUCUUUCUACAGUGUAUAAUCUUUACUCACUCAAUUAUCCCUCAUUCGGCGUUAGAAAAUCUAGCAAAUGGUUGGUAUCCUUCCCUGUGUGAACAGGUCAUGGAUCGAUUAUCUCUCUCGAAUGUUGCUCUUUUGAAUCGGUGUUUCCAGCGAAGUAGAGUGGUUUGGAUUCCACGUUGAUGUGAAGAUAGAUUGCUUCGAAGUCCCCUCAACAACCUACCCUAGAAAAUGAUAGACGGGCGUUUAUUACGGGAAAACUUGAUGCACCUGAUUGUCGAAUACUUAUGUUCUACGCGACAUUGGGGAAACAUACAGAUGAAGCAAUCCGGAGAUGACCUGGUUUUUAGUUUACUUCUGAAUGCUGGUACCUGCUGAUGGUUCUUCACUCGCUGUCAGACUUUUGGGAUAUUUUGGACUAAAGCAGCGUGAAAAAUUCAAAGUCAAGCUCGGAAGCUAAAUUGUGGUUGGGAUUUCGUACUCCAUUCAGUACAAAAGGCUUAUCCAUUCGAAUUGGUGUCGGCAAAUCGUCUAAUCUUUCCGAAUUUCUGACUGAUGGUACACUAAAACUUCCCAUUUCCAGGCAUUGUUAAGACUGAUGUGUCGUGAAUAUCAUUCGAGGCAUCUGAAAGAUGAAUCUACGCAGUCGAAAAAGAGGAAAUUGCAAAUUAAUGGAUUGAUGUCGGACUGCACUAGGCGUGUUUAGGUGAUAUAAUUGAUAAUCAUUAUGAGAAUAGCAGAAUGUGGCUAUAAUCUUGCGGCGGGAGUCAUACUUUUGUUCCUCUUCUUUCCUUUGAGGUUCAUCCUGCUUCACUUUUGUGCUUUCAGUCUGGUGUUUCAUUCGUAGUAGAAUGCGUAGAUUCCUUUGAUUGCUGAAUAAUUUUUUGCCUUGAUAGAAAAAGAUAUGUCGUCUUUAUGUCGUCUUUUUGGAAAUAAUCUGUUGGUCACAAUGAUCUCAUGGAGUUAAACCUGUUUAGAUUUUGAUCGAUAAUUCUGAGGUUCUUUACAAAGAAUCAGGCGACGUAGAUAUUUUGGAGGAGACGCAGUCGUUGGAUACCUUUAAUGUAGGGGGGCAGCGCUGAUGAAUUGAUCGGCAUUUGUGGGGACAAAUGUGAAGAUUUUGGAUUUAACGAAGAUCUUCUGCUGAUUGAUCCAGAAUCCUUGGAGAAUAGGAACUCCAAAUCCCGCCAUCACUUCCGAAUCUCCCGUGUUGUUUUCGUAAUCUAGGAGCCUCUGGGAAGGAAUAUUUUCCAGCAUCCUCAAUCUUUGACCUGCUUCAAGCUACGAAGAAGAGCGGGGGGGAGGUCAGCGGGGAUGAUAAAUCUCCGGCAAACCCUCCUUUCCCUGCUGACUGGUCCAGAAUCCUUGGAGAAUAGGAACUCCAAAUCCCGCUAUCACUUCCGAAUCUCCCGUGUUUUUUUUGUAAUCUAGGAGCUUCUGGGAAGGAAUAUUUUCCAGCAUCCUCAAUCUUUGACCUUCUUCAAGCUACGAAGAAGGGGGGGAGAGGUCAGCGGCGAUGAUGAAUCUCCUGCGACCCUAUAAAAAAAGUCAACCUCGGAUGAUGAAUUCUCUGCUGUGAUGGUCGAUGCCCAUCCGUCUGGCCUAGCCAUGGCUCUUCCUGUGGAAGGAGAUGAAAAAUGAAAGAGGAGGCGAGGCGAAGAGGGGUAGUAAAAGAAUAAUAAUGAAUUUGUUUUAUUUCUUUUUGAUCAGCAGACUUCGAGGCCGUACAGCACGCCGGCGAGCCUUUCGCCGCCGUCGAGGAGGAAGAAGCGCUCGCGCAGGCGUAGGAACGCGUGCCAGGUGAGGAGGCUGUCGGAGCCGGCCUGGUGGCACUUUCCCACCGCCCGCUCCACCUGCAACUCUCCGGCCACCCUCUCGAGCCCGCCAUAGAGGCGGUCGCAGAACCGCGCCAUGUGCUUCACGUCGAACACCCGCCGCCCGAAGAACCGCCGGUGGAGCGCGAGGAACUCCCCCAGCCGCUCCGGCAGCGGCGCCGCCGUGAGCACCUUGAUUAGGUACGCGAAGUCGUAGGCGCUGUGGAAGGUCACCCAGCUGACGGCGCCGCCGGCGUGGAGCAGCCCCGACCCAAGCAGCAGCUCCGCGAACCUCGAGCUGUCCGCGCCGUUCCGGCGGUUCCGCUCGAAGUCGAUGCCGUUCCGCCGUAGCAGUUCGAUGGACUCAUGCGCGUGGUCAUCCCUAGCAGGGUCGAAGUCCCGGAAGUUGAACUCCCAGAUGAACCCGCUGCCGCCGCCGAGUCCCAGGUCCGGCAAGUUCCCGCCGGCGUCGGAGAGGGUGAGCCCCACCUGGAUCAGCUUCAGGGCGUCGACGUUGGCCUUGAGGCAGCGGUACCGCUCCUCCGGCGUCGCCAGGAAGGGGUUCACCGGCGGCUGGUAAACCACUCCGGGGAACUCCGUGUCCAUGGCCACGUAGGGGUACCGCCGGAUCAGGCUCUCGAUCAGCUUGAACUCUGA